GGGUGAGCCGCAUAUCGCGUGCUUGCGUGCGUCAGAGAGGACGUGGUAGGACAGCUGGAGCGCGCGCAACCGCCCGCCCGCCCGAAGAGCAAUAACAGCAUUUUCAGCGACAUCACUCGAUUUACGCCAUGCAAAUAACACGAGAAAAUGAAACGGGACUGGUACGACAGAGAAUGUAAGACAUUUGUCGUGUAUCUGAUCUUCUAAUGCUUCCUAUAAUUUAUGACUAAAAAGAUUUGGGACGUUGCAACACAGUCGCCAGAUCUCAGGGAAUAAUUGAGUCUUAACCGCCACAUACCCCGAUAAACCAUGCCAGAGCAGAGUAAUGAUUACCGGGUGGUGGUCUUUGGAGCAGGGGGAGUGGGAAAGAGCUCCCUGGUUCUGCGCUUCGUUAAGGGCACCUUCAGGGACACCUACAUCCCGACAGUGGAGGACACAUACCGCCAGGUCAUCAGCUGUGACAAGAGCGUAUGCACUCUGGAGAUCACCGACACCACUGGCAGCCACCAGUUCCCUGCUAUGCAGCGUCUGUCCAUCUCCAAGGGCCAUGCCUUCAUCUUGGUCUACUCCAUCACCAGCAGGCAGUCGCUGGAGGAGCUGAAGCCCAUCUACCAGCAAGUGCUGGCCAUCAAAGGUAACGUGGAGAACAUCCCCAUCAUGCUUGUGGGUAACAAGAGCGAUGAGACCCAGCGUGAGGUGGAGACCAAGGAGGGCGAAGCUCAGGCGAACAUCUGGAAAUGUGCGUUCAUGGAAACAUCAGCCAAGACCAACUCCAACGUGAAGGAGCUUUUUCAGGAGCUCCUGAACCUGGAUAAGAAGCGGGAUAUGAGUCUGAACAUGCGCUCCAGCAAGCAAAGACGUGCAGACAAGCUGAAGGCGAAGUGCAGUGUGAUGUAGGAAGCUGGAUCCAUGGUUUCAUCACUCAACGCGUAACUGACUCCUUGAUAAUGUAUAAGUCCCUCACCUUAAAGGAACAGUAUGCCCAAAAAAUGAAACUUCUGUCAUGAUUUACUCUUCAUCCUGCCAUUUUAAACCCAUAUGACUUAUUUCUCCCAGAGAACACAACAGGAUACGUUUUUUAAAUAAUUGUACUGAUAAAACUUGUCCAUGCAAACAAAAAUCUCACUGAAAUGGUCAAUUUGACUUGUGAGGUGUAUUCCAAGUCUUAUAAGGGAAGUCAAAUUAUAUCAUACAGUAUAUUAACUGUCAUAAGUUGAACACAUGAAUGAAACAGACUGAUUUUGUGAACUGGAUCAACUGAUUCUUCGACAAAGCAAACUAUUUGUUCACGGAUUAGAUAUCAUUACAUAUUGCAUUAACAUGCCAAAUUGACCUGGGGUGGAUGUAAAACAUUUUACGGAAUAAAAAUGUAAAUUAAGCUAUUUUUCCACACAAAUCAAUUGAAUGGCUUUAUAAGACUUGGAAUUCAGCGAACUAGUCAUAUGGACCACAUUUAUGAAACUUUCAUCGUUCUUUUGCACCUUUUUGAUUCUUAUAUUUCCUUUUUUGUGUGUGUUCAAUGGAAGGAAGCCAAGUAUGUUUGAAAUGACACGAGGGUGAGUAAAAAAGAUGACAGAACUUUCAUUUUUGGGUGAACUCUCUCUUUAACUAUAGAUUCCUCUCAGUCUUAAUCAGGUAAUCUUUAGUGUGCAUCCAAACCUUCAAUCGUCUCCCUUCCCCUGUAUGUUCCGACUCCUGUAGUGACUCUGUGCACAAGACUAUAAGAGCUGACACAUGAAGCAGGGAGGACGUCCCACUAUUCUCACACAUGCUCUCUUCUACUGCUUUCUGUGGACUUUUUAUUGAAUUCAAGACAGACCAAAUUAUCAAUGUGACCAUUUUUAUGUCUGGCUGUGGCUUAAAUGGUACGGUGUCGAAAUGCAGACAUAAAUGUCUUGAACUGGUUAUGCAUUGUACGGGAUUCUCGUCCAAAGAAGGAAAAGGCAUGGACACAGCUAAACAGGCGACACUAUCUGCUCUUCCAAAUUACAUAGCAGCACAAAAGCCUUUUACGAAUCGGAAAACAAUUCGGGACGAAGGACAUUCUUAGUUAACCGGCUUGCCAGUGAUGUAACCUGGUAUAACAGAGUAAAGUGCAUAAUGCAUGUUUGAUGAUAUAAACUACCUUCAUAUUAAAUGUGAUUGAGAUAUUUUCAUCGAGAACAGAGCUAUACCUUAUUGAAGCACAGUGAAUAAGUCCUAAAUGUGAUCAUUUCUAAAAGCUUUUCUUUUUUUUUUCUUUUUUUUUGUGAGGGGGGUGGGGGUUUGGGGGUGUCGAUUGGUGCUUUGUUUUACUCUGUUAUGUUUUUCAAGUGUUGAUGGCACUCGAAAACCUUAAUAUAUGCAUUUCAUCAUCUAACUGAAAACAUAUAUCCUGUAUGUGAAAUCUAUGUGUAUUAUCAGCACUAAUGAAAGCCCCUGUACAGCCCCUGUUUUUCUGUCGGUGUCUAUAUUUCCUCUGAUAAUUUAAUGCCAUUUGCUUUAGCAAUACAUAAUAUAAAAGCACUUUUAGAAUCUUGAGCACAUUCAAAACACAGAGCAUUAACCUUUACAAAAAUGUUCCUGUCAAACACUCUGCGUUUACAACUUUACUGCAGAUACAGUGUUUAUUCAAUAAAUAUUAUGUGAGGGACCAGAAAAAUAAAGAAGCACAAACAAAAGGGAAAUAA
Messenger RNA from Rhinichthys klamathensis goyatoka, 2669 nucleotides. RefSeq names its product DIRAS family, GTP-binding RAS-like 1a (gene diras1a). The coding region runs from base 310 to 897 and encodes 195 amino acids. Gene Ontology annotation, biological process: signal transduction. Gene Ontology annotation, cellular component: plasma membrane. The record is from RefSeq and is a predicted model, not a curated record. NCBI's taxonomy places the organism in Eukaryota, Metazoa, Chordata, Actinopteri, Cypriniformes, Leuciscidae. Gene Ontology annotation, molecular function: GTPase activity; GTP binding; GDP binding. The transcript is spliced from 2 exons.